GAGAGAGAGAGAGAGAGAAAGUGAGAGAUAGGAAGAGCCCUUCCGUGCUCCGCUCGGUGUUUCCCGAUUAAACCUCGCCCUCACUCGGCCUCGCCUCUUCCUCUAGUACCGGACGACUUUUUUUAGUAUCUACUGGGCGGACCUGGUGUGUGUGUCUCUGUGUGUGUGGGUUUUUUUACCCUCACCGGCCGACAGAAACAUUUUACCGGGGGCGGGGAGGCAAACAAGAAGACAGAAGAAGAAGGAGAAGCGGGAAAUAUGGCUACGACAACCUGUACAAGAUUCACGGACGAGUAUCAACUCUAUGAGGAGCUUGGCAAGGGCGCCUUUUCAGUGGUGCGUCGUUGCGUGAAGCUAUGCACGGGACAGGAGUAUGCGGCCAAAAUCAUCAACACCAAAAAGUUAUCGGCCAGAGAUCACCAGAAGUUGGAACGAGAGGCUCGCAUCUGUCGCCUGCUCAAACAUCCCAACAUCGUUCGUCUUCAUGACAGCAUAUCAGAGGAGGGCUUCCACUAUCUGCUCUUUGACUUGGUGACCGGAGGUGAAUUGUUUGAAGACAUCGUUGCCCGAGAAUACUACAGUGAGGCCGACGCCAGCCACUGCAUCCAGCAGAUCCUGGAGGCCGUGCUUCACUGCCAUCAAAUGGGGGUUGUUCACCGAGAUCUGAAGCCAGAGAACCUGCUCCUGGCCAGCAAAUGCAAGAACGCGGCGGUGAAGCUGGCUGACUUUGGCCUGGCCAUCGAGGUGCAGGGGGACCAGCAGGCCUGGUUUGGUUUUGCUGGUACACCAGGGUACCUGUCCCCUGAGGUCUUGAGGAAGGAGGCAUAUGGUAAACCUGUGGACAUCUGGGCCUGUGGGGUGAUCCUGUACAUCCUGCUGGUGGGUUACCCUCCUUUCUGGGACGAGGACCAGCACAAGCUGUACCAGCAGAUCAAGGCCGGAGCCUACGAUUUCCCUUCUCCAGAAUGGGACACGGUAACCCCGGAGGCCAAAAACCUGAUCAACCAGAUGCUGACCAUCAACCCAGCCAGAAGGAUCACCGCCCAGGAAGCCCUCAAGCACCCGUGGGUCUGCCAACGCUCCACGGUGGCUUCCAUGAUGCACAGACAGGAGACAGUGGAGUGCCUGAAGAAGUUCAAUGCCAGGAGGAAACUCAAGGGAGCCAUCCUCACCACCAUGCUGGUCUCUCGGAAUUUCUCCGUGGGCAGCCGGCAGACCACCGCUCCGGCCUCUGCGCUUCCGGUCUCUGUCAGCGCCGGUACCACAGCGGGUACCGCCGCGGGGUUGGUGGAACAAGCAGCCAAGACUUUGCUGAACAAGAAGGCCGACGUGAAGAAACGCAAGUCCAGCUCGACUGUGCAGUAUAUGCCUCAGACAAACAGCAAAAACAGCAUAGUCACCAGCCCCAAGGGAAACAUCCCUUCACCUGCUCUGGAGCCCCAGACCACCGUCAUCCAUAACCCGGUGGACGGGACUAAGGAAUCAUCGGACAGCAGCAACACCACUGUGGAAGAUGAAGAUGUGAAAGCCCGCAAACAGGAAAUCAUCAAGAUCACCGAGCAGCUCAUCGAGGCCAUCAACAAUGGAGAUUUCGACGCUUACGCUAAAAUCUGCGACCCGGGCUUGACUUCCUUUGAACCGGAGGCACUGGGCAAUUUGGUGGAAGGGAUGGACUUCCACAGGUUCUACUUUGACAACCUGCUGUCAAAAAACGACAAGCCGAUCCAUACCACCAUCCUGAACCCUCACGUGCACCUGAUCGGCGAAGAUGCCGCCUGCAUCGCGUACAUUCGCCUCACGCAGUUUGUGGACGGGCAGGGCCGGCCGCAAUCCAGUCAGUCUGAGGAGACCCGAGUGUGGCACCGCAGGGAGGCCAAGUGGCAGAACAUACACUUCCACUGCUCCGGAGCACCAGCCGCCCCGCUGCAGUAGUCGGGAGUGAAGAGGAGGACGACGAUAAUCAAGACACACACACACACACACACACACACAAUUUGAGGCUUCACUUGUGUCACUGCACUGGAAACACUCUGUAAAGUUUGAAAUCCUUAUUGUAACAAUGAAUACUAAUUAUUACCCAUUUGUAUACAAUGUGUCAUUUGUACCAUGAAAAUGAUUGACGCCAGUGGUUUGUAGUUUAAUGACUUGUUUUGGUUUUAUUAAGGACGCAUGCACCCUGUGGCUAUUAAGUGGAACGUCAUAGGACAUCAGUAUACAGGUGAUGUGUAUUUUUUUCUUUUUUUUCUUGAGUAAUUUGUUUAUUAUGCUGUAUGUUACCCAUGAUGCUCGCACCCCGACUCGUUGUGUCUUUGGGUGCGUUAUAUUUGAAUGUUUUAUAUUUUAUUUUUUAAAAUAAUGUGAGGGUUAGGGGGUCAGCUUAGGCCAGUGUCUUCCCAUUCAGAAUUAUGAAUAGUUUAAACGUAGUGGACGAGUCAUGUGCCAGAAGAAAAAAAACUGCCAAAAAAACAUAAUCAUUCAAUUUAAUCCAAAAUGUAUCACUUGUGUUUUUGUUGUCUUUAAGUAAAGUAAGUAUUCAGUUAGUUUAGAGAAAAGGGGGCUGCAUUUGUUUGCGUUUUUUUUUUUGGUCCUCAGCUUUUAAUGAUUCUUGAGUGUUUAUGUUUUGACAUUGUCAUUUAAGGGCACAUUGCACCAUUUUUAAAGGGAGCACUUUUUUCCCCCGUGUACAUUUAUGUCCCAAGUUCUUCAAAUUUUUAGGGAGAAUUUUCGUCAUAGCCAGAACCUCAUAAAUAUUUAAUCAUGUUCAAAAACAAAAAGGCUGAGUGAUGUAGCUGAGGUCAAAUCAGUGCAUGUUUGCCAGCACCUCUCCAAAUGUGCAACCUACUCAAACACAAAACUUCCCCGGGUUCAUUUAAAUUCUAGUGUUGCUAUUCAAACUCACAAGCGUUAUUAAUUCUGCUAGGAUAGGAAACAAUUUUCAAACUUCCUGUUCAUUUUGUUGCCGUAGUCCCCUAAUUGCGUUCCCACAUAAAAAAAAAAGAAAAAAAAAGAAUCUAUCAGCAUGUCCGAGCGUAUGGUUCUUUCUCAGUGUGUUUACAGUAUAAGACUCACAACUAUUUAAAUCAUUAAAAAGUUCUCCCGCUAUGUAUAAAUGAUGAUUUCCUACUCUCGUAGCCUAUUCCUUAAUCACUACAUAGAAAUUGACCACAUUUUUGGCCUGACAAGUGUAGUCUCAGUCCCACAACCUUUUUGGCUAAUCUGUAUCUAUUUUCUCUGUGCUUAUGAUGUAUAAAUAUAAAGCUAUUUUUGUCUCCAGAUGAUCUAACUCAGAUGAAUAUUAUAUAAAGAGAUGAUUUUGUACAAAGCAGUCAAGCACAAAACCACAAGCGACUUCUCGUCCUUACCCGCUCGAUGGUGGCGCUUUUGCUUGCCUUCUAUUUAUUGCCCUGCAUUUUCGACCUUGCAGCUUGUGUUGUUUCCCUCGUUUUAAUUCUGUGCGAUGCGAUGGCGCUUUCGUGCUCUUUUGUUGUAUCCUGCCGUGCUACUUUUCCGCUCUUGUUUGGGCAACUUGUGCUAAAAUGUGUUCUCAAUAAAAUGGCAACGUUGACAUAUAGAAA
Messenger RNA from Syngnathus typhle (broad-nosed pipefish), 3575 nucleotides. It is a transcript of the gene camk2b1, whose product is annotated as calcium/calmodulin-dependent protein kinase (CaM kinase) II beta 1. Gene Ontology annotation, molecular function: calcium/calmodulin-dependent protein kinase activity; ATP binding; calmodulin binding. NCBI's taxonomy places the organism in Eukaryota, Metazoa, Chordata, Actinopteri, Syngnathiformes, Syngnathidae. Gene Ontology annotation, biological process: protein phosphorylation. The transcript has 22 exons. The coding region runs from base 259 to 1932 and encodes 557 amino acids. Gene Ontology annotation, cellular component: neuron projection; cytoplasm. The record is from RefSeq and is a predicted model, not a curated record.